CCUUCUACACGUGGUCACUGGUCACUGGUCACUGGUCACUAGUCACGUUAGUCAGCUGACGAUUGUUGGGGAAAGAAAAGGUAAACAAAUACACGAACGUUGAAAACAAAACAUACAAUUGCAAGUGAACAACUGUCAUUAAUAAUGUCUGGAGACGGAUUGAUCAAUUUUGAAUCCUCUCGGGAAAAGGCCAAGAACCGUGAAAUUUUGCGACAAACACGGGCUGACCUGUUGGAACGAGAAAAGGCCAAGGCCGAAUCUCGCUGCAAACUACGCGAAGAGGAAUUGAAUUGGAACCUUCCCGGAUUGGAACGACAUUGGACCGAGGAGAGCCAGGAACGUGGAUCGAGUGCCAGCUCCAAGAAGAAAAAGAGGAAGAAGGAGAAAGAGAAAAAAGCCAAGAAGGAAAAAAAGAGGAAGAAGAAGAAAGAAAAGAAGAGUCGAAAGCGGAAAGUGAGUUCCUCGGACUCGUCUUCUUCAUCUUCCGAAGAUGAAUGGGUGGAAAAGAAGGUGGUUGACGAAGAAGCCUCCAAGAAGAAAAAACAAAUCCCGGAAGAGAUCGCUGUUCAACGCGAUUCCUGGAUGGAAUUAGGCGCCUCCAAGGAUCCCUUUUUGGCCAUGGCCUCGAGUGCCCCGCGUGAAAAGGCCAUCAGUCAGAAAGCCCUGGAAAAAAAACAAAAGGAAGAAGAGAAUGAACGGGAAUGGAAAAAGAGGGAACUGAAUCCACAACUGAGAGACUCGGGGAAAGACGAGAGUACAAAUAAGCCAACCAAAUCGAUUCCCAGUUCUGUGGGAGAUGGUGGAGCAUCAUGGCUUCUGAGGGCCAUGAAACGAGCCAAGGAACAGGCUGAGAGAGAAGGCAGAUCCUUGGAGGAGGUGGCAGCCGAGAGGUGGGGAUCGUUGGGAAAGUUUGAGGAUCUCUUGGCCAAGGCACAAGGCGGCUCCAGGAGAAGACAAGAUGAAAGAUCCGGAUCGAGACGACUUAGUCCCGAGAGAUCGAAACGCAGACGACCCCUGUCCCGAAGUCCGGAUCGAGAUCGGAAAAAGAUGUUUGCUCGACCCGACGAGGAAUCAAAAGUGCCGAAGCAAUUAUCUCAUUCGUUUCGCGAAUCAUCCCGCGCUUCUGGAUCGUGGAAAACCUCUCGAAGGAGGGAUGAGGACAUGAAAAAGUCUAGGCCAUCCCCACGACGAAGAUCGUCUAGCUCUGGUUCUUCUUCCUCCUCCGAUUCGCGAUCAAGAUCCAAUUCUAGCGAAAAAAAACCUUCAUCGGAGACCACCAAACCGAAAACAGAAACGCUUGUCCAAGAGACUGUUGACAUUCUCACCGAAACUGAAAUGAACGCAUUGGGAGCGAAGAUCAUCAAGGCUGAAAUAAUGGGUAGCGUCGAUCUCGUGAACGAAUUGAAAGCCAAGCUGGCGAGAGCCAAAGACGCCAAGGCUCUGUACGAAAAGACCAUGGCAGAAAAGGCUGACACCGUUCGGGAAGAAACCGUGAUUCUAACCAAGACCGACUCGAAAGGAUUCACCCGACCCGUUGAAUCAUCCGUUGUCUCUGCCAAGCAUGACCGAGGAGACCGUCGACGAAAGGCCAAGGUAGAUACUCACGACAAGGACGGCAAACGGGAGCGAUAUUUCGCCGACGACGACAAGUUCUCUCUCAAGGAAAUGUUUGAACGAGAAAAAUUGAGCACCGCCGAGGACCAAAACGCUAUGAUGAACCGCUUGGCCGGAAAAAGUGUGGAGAAACUCAACGAAGACUACGAUCUAGACGAUAUGUUCACGGCCAGAGCAUCCAAGAAAGAGAACGAAUCGAAAUCGUUGGCCAGAGAGCGAGAAAGAGCCGUAGCCGAAGAGCAGAAGCGUUCUCGCACUUUGGAUUCGUGCAAAUUCUGCUUUGAAGGCACGCGCUUACAGAAGCAUCUGAUCGUCGCCAUAGGCAAGAGUUCGUACCUCAGUUUACCUCAUCACGUGUCGCUCACAGAAGGCCAUUGUUUACUCUUGCCUUUGAACCAUGUGAGCUGUGCCACUCUCACAGAUGAGGAUAUCUAUGACGAGAUCCAAGAAUUUCGAAGGUGUUUAGUGCGCAUGUUUGCCGAGGAUGAUCAGGAUUGUGUGUUCUUUGAGCACGCCGAUCGACUGAAAUCGUUCCCUCACAUGAUCCUUGAGUGUGUUCCAAUUCCUCGAGAACUCGGCGACAUGGCACCCAUGUACUUCCAAAAGGCCAUUCAAGAGUGUGAGAGUGAAUGGUCCAAUAACAAGAAGCUCAUCAAUCUGCGAGACAAGCCACUGAAACGUGCUGUUCCCAAGGGCUUGCCAUAUUUCCACGUGGAUUUUGGCUUAGAUAGUGGAUUUGCACAUGUCAUCGAAGAUGAAGCGUUGUUCCCUCGAAAUUUUGCGCAAGAGAUAAUCGGCGGGAUGCUGGAUUUGGAGCCACGAGUCUGGAGAAAUCCGAAACGAGAAAAUUUUGACACACAGAAGAAGAAGGUCUUGGCAUUUGGAAGCAAAUGGGAGAAGUUUGAUUUUACCCGGAAAAAAGAUCAAAAGUCAUCUGCCUCCUCCUCGUCUGACUCUGAGACCGAUUAAAAAAAAAAAGUGAUAUGCCGGAUGUUUCCUUCUAAAGCCGUUAUUUCGAGGCUCAAAGUUUGACCCUGCUUUCGCGUUACCACCAAGAAUUCAAUGCAUAUGUACUACAAAUAUUGCCGAACGACAUGAAUAUGGAAAAAGGAAGACAAACAACCGUAAAA
Molecule: messenger RNA, 2744 nt
Organism: Tigriopus californicus
Lineage: Eukaryota; Metazoa; Arthropoda; Copepoda; Harpacticoida; Harpacticidae
Product: CWF19-like protein 2
Exons: 2
Coding region: 145-2583 (812 amino acids)
Biological process (GO): mRNA splicing, via spliceosome
Cellular component (GO): post-mRNA release spliceosomal complex
Source: RefSeq, a predicted model, not a curated record